UUUCUUCUAAUUGAUAUUUCAACUAAAAUUUAUUUUUAUUUCAAAAAAAAAAUAUUUGAAAAAUACACAACAUGCAUUUACCUGAAGAAUACAGAAACUACAAAUUGUCUACUGUGAAUGAAAUUCCUAUUCAUUUUUUUUCUAUCAAUAGUGCAAGCAAUUGGGAUUUUGAAUCGUAUUUUAGUCAAACACACUCUAAUCUUAAUAAGUACAAGAACUUCAAAAAAAUUGUAAAAGAUUAUAACGACGAUCUCAAUUUGAUCUCUCAAUCAAAGGAGGUUCCAAAUAUCAUCAAAGAAUAUGCUAUUCAUUUACUAAAUAAAAUAAAACCCAGCAAAGCCCAGUUAAAGACCAGAGCUACAAAAAAAAGGAGAAUAUCAAGUAUGGGAAUUAUUUUCAAUGGUCCAAUUAACGGUGGAACUAUUAAUGCAACUGUCAAUAAUUCAAGUGAUGAUAAGAGAAUUUAUGAAGAACAGCAAAAUUCUGUAGAAAGAUUUGAUGAACAAGAGUCAAGUGCAAAUAAUCAAGAAAACCUUGACGAACACGAACCCAGCAUUGGAACUGAAUGGCUCAGAUUUAUUAAGAAGCAUCAAUUGUUAUUUCAUCCAUUUAGUCCUGUAGCCAAUAAUAUCAUUAGAUCUGGUGAUGGAAUUUCCCCAAGACCUUACUUGGAUAGGAGCUUAUAUGAAAAGCAUAUGGAAAGUCACGAUGUAGAGCAAUAUACACUCCCGACUGUAUUAUGUGAUCAUCUUGAUCCUGCCAUUGAUGCUACUGAUUUGGUUGAGUUUAAGAAAGAAAUCAGAAAAUUAUCGGUUUUAAUAUUAAAAGAAGAAGAAAGAGCACAAAAUGAAAAUGAAUGCUUGGAAUUUCUUGAAGAAUUUCUCAAUCAAGUGCAUAAGAUGUAUACAUCACCAGUUAAAUAUAAUUCCAAUGAAGACGCCUUUAAUCAACUAUAUACAUGGCCAUACCUUGGUUUAAUUGGCAGGAGUGUCAACACUGAUGAAUGUAAGGGAUAUUUUAUUCAAGGGCAGCCUGUCUUGCAAAGUAUGAGUCGGCAGUUGAAGGAAGUAGGUAUUUUUGCGGAUAAAAGAUCCCAAUAUAAGUCGGAUGGAUUAGUAAAGCUUCUUAAUUUGAAGGACCUUGAACUCCUUUUACUUGAAACUUCUGGGCAUUUCGAAAAUAAUGAUAAGGUAAAAAUCAGUCUAGACCAUCACAAAGGGGUGUAUGGCAUCCUAGCAAUGCUCAAGUGCAUUGCUGAUGAAUACUCUUUCGCUUCUGUUGCCAAGUUUAGUCAAGUAAAAGUAUUUUUUUUACACGCAGCUGAAACCAAAUUGCACUUGUGGAGCAUGCGUUAUCAACCCGAUGGGCUAUUUGACCUUUGGAGAGAGUUAUGCUUGGAAGUCAAACCACACUUUGAAGAUAGAGCAAUAUUUUUACCACAGUUGAUCAAAUUUUGUUGGAAUACAAAGUGUCUCUUAGAACAAGCAGUAAAGAAUAUUAUAGAUAUCAAAAAGGAACAUCAAGAAAAUAGUUCAAAGUUCCGAUAUAAUCCUGAAAGCUAUACCCAACUAAGCAGCAUUGUAAACCCUGUGAUAGUAAAAUUGACCAAAGAAGAAGAUAGCACUGGUAUGGGUGAUCUUGGACCCAUGUAUUCCCCACCUCAUCAUUGAACAUCGCUGUACUGUAUCAUACUAUAGACCACUGGGUUUGAUACUAUACAUUUUUUUCCUACAUAAAAGAUUCAUAUUAUUAUUUUAUUGCAUUCAUCACCAUUUGAGCUUAUUUUCUUGAAAAUUUUGAUAUUU
Cokeromyces recurvatus is the source of this 1805-nucleotide messenger RNA. RefSeq lists its product as uncharacterized. The record is from RefSeq and is a predicted model, not a curated record. Bases 72 to 1670 code for a protein of 532 amino acids. Lineage: Eukaryota; Fungi; Mucoromycota; Mucoromycetes; Mucorales; Mucoraceae. The transcript is spliced from 10 exons.